Messenger RNA from Phaedon cochleariae (mustard beetle), 3311 nucleotides. The record is from the annotation of a GenBank genome assembly. Lineage: Eukaryota; Metazoa; Arthropoda; Insecta; Coleoptera; Chrysomelidae.
GAAGUUUGAAAAAUAAAAUGGGAAAAAGAGGAAAAAGAGAACAUGGUACUUCUCGAUCUUAUUCACCAACAAAACCCAAUGUUAAAGUUGUUCCAGAUGAAAGAUACUCAAAUUUCAAUAGAUACAGAAAAUAUUCACCUGAUAGUACUUACAGAAAACAAGAAAAUACUGCUAUGAAUAACAGAUAUGAUAGAUCCUCAGGACAUACAACAAAAACAUCAGAUUAUCAAGUAAUUAGUAUAGGUCGGGGUAGACAUAAAAAAUAUGUAUGGAAGAAAAGUAAACCUACAACUUCCCCUGCUCAUCUUGGCAGUGAAGAACAUACAAUGCAGAAAAUUAAGCAGACCAGUGCCAUAAUUAUGAGACAGAUAUUGAAUCCUGAAGAAAACAUCAUAGCCAAAUCCAUACAAGAUAAUAGCCCAAAUAACAGCCUUGAAUCAAUGAAGGAACAAGAAAUUAACACUGAGAAAACCCCAAAGAAUACCUCAAAAAUAAGUAAAAAUAAAAGUAAAGAACAUACAUACAGUGUGGAAGAAAUCCAUAAUAAAAUAAUGUAUCAUUUAACAAACCUAAAUAAAGGGAAGAAAAGAAAUUUAAUCAAUUCCAAUUCUACUGGUUAUGAUGAGCCAAUUCAACAAAUUAUGAAACAAAAACGUCUAGAAAUUUCUAGAGCUCUGAGAAAUAUGUGCUCUGAUGAUAAUGAUCCAAAAUCAACAGAUUUCAUCAAUUCUAUUAUACCAGAUAUGGGUAUCAAGAUUGAAGAUUUACCUCAAGAUUUUCUUGAAGAAUUAAGACACUCCUUUGAUUUUAGUAUUCAAAAUGGUUUCCCCAUGAUGAACAAUUAUUAUCCUGAAAUGAGUUUUAAUACUGAAAUGUGUCAACCACCUGCUUAUGACAACUUAUAUGAUUUUCCAACAACCAGUAAUGAAUUCUCCGAUACUGGUAAUGUUCCUCCACCCAAUUUCUUUCAUUUUAAUGUCGAUGCAAUAGAUCCAACCGAGCAGUUGUAUAAUGAGGCUUUUGAUAGUAGGGUACGAGCUACUGAAGAUAAUUUAUCAUCUCCGUUCAAAAAUGAUGAUAUAAUAUGGAUUGAAAAUGUCUCAUCAGCAAACCCCAACGUACAUCAAUUUUCUGAGGAAAUAAGCCACAAUGAAGAAUUAUCACACAAUGUAAAAUCAGAGGUCAAAGAAGAUAUUCCAGAAAUUCAUGAACCAAUCAGCACCACUAACACAACGAUAUAUGAUGAUUAUUCUUCAGAUCAAUGCAACGAAAUCAUGAAUACAAAAGAUAGUCAUCAACUGCAACCAUCUACUUCAAUCAGCAAUGUCAAUCCAAAAAUUGGAGCUGAUUUCACAUCAGAUAAAUGUAUUUUUAGUCAGUCAACUAAUGAAACAGCAAAUACAGAAAGUAAUCAAACAAAUCCUGGAAAUAAUAUCUCAAAUCCAGUCAGCAAUGAUAUGAGAGAUUUUGAAGCGGUUGUGCAUAAUGAAUCUCAGAAGUCAAGAUUGGACAUUAAUAAUAUGUCAGAUAUUGAAGAACCUAGUAGCUCUACUGAGUUACAUAUUCCCAAGGAAACAGACGAGGCGAACCAAAAUAUUGUAGAAAUCAGGAAAGAAGAUAUUUACAAUGAGAGUCAAUAUAACUUAGAAUUGAAAAAAGAAUGUGAAGAAAGUUGUGAAGAUAAAAAAGAUUUCAGUGUUUUGAAUUUGGGUACCGACGAAGUGAUGAUAAAAGAAGAUGAGGUGAUGGAGGUCCUCAAAGCCCGUGAAUAUUCCGAAGCUUCUACACAAACCUUGAAAAAACGUAGAAUGAGUAUGAAAUUUUUUUUGAAACAAGCGUUUCCCAAACCUCCAAGUACUAUAAAUGUGGCUGUGAGGCGGAUGUCUUACAUAGAUGAUUAUAUAUCUGACCUAAUCGACUAUCGAAAAAAAAUUCUCAGUAAAUAUAUAGCAGUGGAAAGAUUACCUGUAAUAAUCCAAAAAAGAAAUGUCAAGAAUGAGAGAAAAGGAAAAAGUAAGAAAAAUGAAAACAAGAAGAAUGAAGAAAGGGUUGCCAAGAAACGGAAAAACUCUGUCGAAAAGGAAUCGAAUGUAUCAAUAGUAGACACAGAAGCAAGUGAUAAAGUGGAUAUGAUAGUUAAAAAAAGAAAGAAUAACUUGACGGACGAUAAUUCAAAUCCAAACUCAUCAGUUGUAGAAAUUGAAGAGACUGUCGAAAAAAGUAGUUGCUCCGAUGCACCUGUUAAUAGGUUGAUUGAACCACAAGUACCUGUUCAAAAUAUGUUGGUAUUCAAAGAAAUGAAGGAAAGUUUCUUAGAUCUGAAGGUUUUCGAAGACAAGCUGAUGGCUGCGACAGAAAGCGGCAAUAUUGUAUUCUUCAGCUUGGAAGACGGUCGCCAUAUUAAUAAUUUGAAGGUCUCGAAAAAGCCGAUUUCUUGUCUCGUUUGUCUGCAAGCGCCGGACGAAAAGAUGCACAUUUGCGUUGGAUCAUUCGAUGGCUUCCUCAAAGUGUACAACUUUUACAGCCAGUGUUUGUUGAGGACCAUCAAGCUAAGCGAGAAUGCGCAGUGCAUGGAAUGUAAUUGGGACUACCUAUUUAUAGGCGGGUCGAAAGGAUCCAUUUUUAGGUAUUCGAUGAAGAAGAGGGCUAUCGAAUAUGAAGACAAAUUCUACGACGAUUGCAUUUUCGUACUGAAAGCGACACAAGAGGGGGCGAGAAGGGUACUCUUGAUAGGGUCGAGAAAUUCACCUGUCGUCAUCAGAGACGCCAUCAACGGAUUGCAUUUGAGGACCAUGCAGGAUUUGGUGUGUCCCACCGUGUAUUCAUUAGUGAUCCAGAACAAUAUGGUGUAUUGUGGAACGACUAACCUAGAUAUUCUCGUCUUCAAUUUCCAUAAUGGGCGAUUAGAACAUAAACUGAAGGCAGCCAUUGCGAAGGGAAUCGGUUGCCUCAAAACUUUCGGUCGACUUUUGUUCGCUAGUUGUCACAAUGGCAACGUUUAUGUUUAUAAUACUGAAAAGAAUACAUUUAUAGGGAUUAUGGAUGGUCCUGGUGGUGUCAUUACCUCGAUGGAAGUCAUUGUAAACCAAGUUGUGGUGGGUACAUUGUCUUUGAAGUUUGUUUCAUUACCAAUUCCUGAACAUAUAUUGAAACAAAAGUAGAAAUACAAUCUCAGCAAGAAAUAGAACGGCAGAGCAAAUAUAUUGACAGGACAAGAAUCAUCUCUACCAGAUUUAUGUAAAAAUGAAUGAUGAUGUAGAUGUAUAUAUAUUAUAGUUUAUAUUUUUGUAAUAUAAUUAUGUUAAUUCAUC